This is a messenger RNA of Schizophyllum commune H4-8, 2161 nucleotides long. RefSeq lists its product as uncharacterized. The transcript has 6 exons. NCBI's taxonomy places the organism in Eukaryota, Fungi, Basidiomycota, Agaricomycetes, Agaricales, Schizophyllaceae. The record is from RefSeq and is a predicted model, not a curated record. The coding region runs from base 56 to 2161 and encodes 701 amino acids.
UGCUCUGCUCCAUCACCAUCCUUACUACGCCGACAGCUGACCGCAUCGAAUUGCCAUGGACUCUGACUCGGAGAUGGAAGUCGCAAUCUUGGAAGCCAGAACGAAGACGGAUCCAGUAAUCAGUCGCUGGCUCCGUACCCAAGGGUCGACCAUGAAGAUGCACGAUGAGUAUAUCGAGAAUACGCUCUUCUCUCAUAUGGACAGCUGCAUGUACUGGGGACGUGAGGAAGACACUCCACCGGAGACGGAAAUAAGUCGUCACAAACAUCAGCGUUGCGUCAACGAAUAUGGGAUGAGCGCUAUUCAGCGACUUUUCCGCACGCUCGUUGGCUUCCAUAUCGGAAUACUCGAUGGCGUGGGGCGGUAUCCUUCGCGGUACGCGCGCGCGCGGACCCGUCUGGAUGCCUUCGUCGACGACCUGAAGUAUGCAACAAGAGGAUGUAGCAGUAUACAAGGGCAAGACGCAGUAACGGAGGACGGCGUUCAGGGGAUCGCCGUUUGCCUACUUGAGGCCAACAAACUCUGGGAAGAUCUUGCCAGGAAGUGGCACCUGGGUCGUACCGUUGACUGUGACUUUAUCAUGGCUGAGUUCGAAGCUUGGGAGAAGGUCGUCGAGAAGUACCCACGCCCUCAGUUCCAGAUCCUCCUUUUGUUGGAUCUACCUCUCGAGAUCCUUGCCCACAUCAUGUCGGUUUCUAGCAUGGUUCAGCGUAGGAGAUGGCAUAUGACUUGCAAGGCUUUGCAGGAGCAAGCGUCUCAGUUCAUAUAUGAGGACGUUGACUAUGAAAUGAGAGUGGACGACUUAGACCUGCCUAUCCUGGACGAUAUACCUCUUGACGCCGAGGAACAUGGCAGGAGAGUACGCGCCCAUGUGCACGAAGUCGCGUUCGCACAACGCGACGCUAUCUACGAGCGUAUGUGUCGCGCAACGCGGACGCGAGACAUCUGGCGACAGAUCCGAUGCCUGACCUUUCUCGAAUGCUGGUCGAGCGAAUGGGCGGCCUUCUACCCCUUCAACUUUGUGGACGACAUGGAUAUUCCGUACCUCGAACUGGUCGGCUCCUUCUAUGAACUUCUCUACAUCCAGCUGCUCUUGUCUCCGGUCGUCAGGUUCUCCUUUUACAGUCGCUAUAUCAACGAGACGCUGUGGGAGGGCAUUGCGUGGUGCAAAACGCUCCGCACCCUCCAUCUAGACACCAUCGUCCCCGCUGAUGUGCAGUGGGCUCCGAGUAUCGUCAACCUUCACCUCAAAAUGGAACACCUCCGACACGACGACAACUGGCUCUUGAACCUCGCUUGUUUCUGCCCAUCCGUCCUUUUCCUCUCCUUCUACGGCCAUCAGGGGCACGGAGCUCCCCUUCUCCCUCGCAUCAUCGACGAUCGCGGACACAACAUCAUGACGCAUAUACGCCGCCUCGACCUGCGACGAGUACGCGCCGAAUCUCUGACGAUAUUGGCGGACGCUAUCACGGCAGCCGGCAUUGCCCCGCUCACCCAUCUCUCGAUCUUGCCCAUCGCGUCCCAUAUCAAGAGGGACGUUGCGCUCGCUCUCUGUGACUCUUUCCUACAUGCACCUCACCUCCGCGUCCUUCGCAUCGCUGGUCUGCAAUAUGCUCGUCCCGAAUUCCUUGCCGCCCUCGGACACUCUGCGCCCGACCUGACGAAGCUGGUCCUGGAGUUCUGCGCCAGCGUAUCGUACAAGCAGCUACCGCUCACGCCCUGGCCUCGCCCUUGCUUCGAAUACGCCCCGCAUCUCGCUGCCCUUCCGCAUCUGGAGCACCUCGGACUGAACAUGCCACUCUCUGCAAUGCGCCUGGCUACGUGCUCUCUGCUCCAUAUGGAACGCGCCGAAGACGCUGCGAGCGGCGUCCCCGCCUUCUCAGCAAAUAGACAGGAUGACGAAAUAGAGGUGGACGCGGCGAAGGCGACGGCACGCCUGUUUGCAGUUCACGGGCGCAGCCUCAAGACGAUCUUCUUCGAGGAAGUGGAGAAGGCGUUUUGGAUGACUGCCUGGGCUGUAGAUCGGGACAUCGACGGAAGGCCCUUGGUGCGCGACAGGCUUACCCAUAGCGAGAGUAUGGAGGGCAGGGAGUUCAUGUACUGUGAGAAUUGGGACUUCGAUGAGAGGGAGGGCCGGGAGAUCGUACGCGGCAAAGUGUGA